Molecule: messenger RNA, 1593 nt
Organism: Peronospora belbahrii
Lineage: Eukaryota; Oomycota; Peronosporomycetes; Peronosporales; Peronosporaceae
Source: the annotation of a GenBank genome assembly
AUGGCCACCUUAGACGAGACGUCUCCAUUGCUUUCCCUGUCUUGUGAACCCCUUUUACUCGGUCGAAGACAUUGUUAUGGUCGUGAAUCGUUCGAGACGGGGUUCCCGCUUGUUGUUGCCGAAGAUAUUGAAUUCCAUACAAUGACGAUACAGGAGCUUAAAGCAUCUGAGACGAAAUCUGAACGGACUACAGCUUGUCUGUCACCUUGUCAAUGGGUGGAACGUCAUUGUGCUGUGCCAUUCACACUGCUAAUGUCUGCAAUUGGUGCUGGCACACUGGCAGUGCCUUAUACUUUUGUGCUAUUGUCGCCUAUCCAGGCAAUACUAGUGUUGUGCUGCGUUGGUCUUGCAAUGGGCUUUACGGCUGAUACACUUUUGGAGACUCAUGUGUCGGUGGCAAUGGAAAGCAAGGAUAUACCGCAAGAGAAUCGCGAGACGUACCAGCAUCUCGCAUGGAGAGCUGGUGGUAAAGUCUUGGCUCGAGUCACUGGAACGUUAACGGCGUUCGCAGUGUUCGGGGCAUGUGUAGGCUGCGUGUGUGUGGUAAAGGACAUGGCGCCGAUAAUGCUAUCGGCAGUUAUUGCUGGAUUUGAUCAUCAACCAUUGGAAAUGCAGCAACAUGCUGUGGUCGUUACAGUUUGGAUCGUGGGGCUGGUCGUGGCGCUACCUUUGGGAUGUCUAACUAAAAUGUCGGCCCUGCGCUUUUCGUCGUACUUUGGUGUAGCAUUCUCUGUAUAUCUCGUCGGUGCCGUAGCAUACCGUGCUAUUGUCGCGGGUAAUGAAGCUGAAAGUAUUGCAUUGCCAGCGUCCGUCUUGGAGACUCAAGCACCUUUGUUCUGGCGCAUCUCUGAAGUUGCAGGAAUGUACAAUUUUACGUUCAUGCUUCACCUGAAUGUGAUUCCGCUGCUUGCACAACUUGUGGCUGCUGAGAAGACGAGAAGACACAAAGUGUAUGGGAGUGAUUUUGAAGCACUUGCCAGUGCAGAAGCUCCUGCAGUCGUUGAUAUCCUCCAAGGAGCUAGACACACUUUGCGACGUUAUCUGAUGUUAAUUGUCUGCACGUGUGUCUUGCUCUACGCAAUUUUUGGCGUUUGCGCUGCACAGAUCUAUGGAAACACAACACAGGGCAACAUCUUGCUGAACCUCACAAAUGAUCAAAUUAUGGCGGUCCCUCGCAUGGCAGUCUUGUUGACAAUUUUGUUUUCAUUUCCACUGCUAUUUCACCCGCUUCGGUCGUUAGUGCUCGAGAUGAUCAUGGUCUGUACUUCUCACCGAGCUGACAAAAUGUUGGACAAGGAAGUGAAGCAAGACCAAGAACUAUCACCAACUGUACAAGCUGCUGUGACGGUGCUGCUGCUAACUGCACAGAUUCUCUGUGCCUUACGUGUUCCAGGAAUUCAAGUGGUCUUUUCCUUUGUUGGUUCCAGCAUCUUGCUCAUACUGUGUUACCUGUUUCCAUUGAUAUUUUAUGUACAACUUGUGCCAUGGCGCUCCAGUCGUACCGGAACGAUACGUCUUGUUCUCUUGUCAGCACUCGCAGUGGUCGCGAUUGUAGUUUGUGUUGCGGCGACGCUACAACUCGCGUUAGCGUGA